AUGUCGGACAGCAAAGUACCUUCCCCGAAUGUUGUUCAUAUCACUGAGAACGAGAUCGAACGUGAGCGCGAGAGGGUCAGACUAUCGCCCGUGUUCACCAUCAUCUUUUCUGGAUUUGCGUUGAUGUCGGAUGGUUACCAGGUCGGUGUCCUGUCGUUGAUCAACGUCUGCUUUGCAAAGAUCUACGGUGAUGCCUACACUUCUGAAAUGUCGACUCGUCUUGGAAACGCUCUCUUUGUCGGAAUUGUCCUUGGACAGGUUGGAUUUGGAUUCUUUUGUGACAGAAUGGGGCGCAAGGUCGGAUUGUUGGUGACCACGUUCUUGGUCAUUAUCGGUGCUGCUCUUUGUGCGGGCGCAUACGGUGCCGGUGGAUCAAUAGAGGGGUUCUUCUGGGCAUUGACGAUAUAUCGGGGGAUUUUGGGGGUCGGUGUCGGAGGAGAGUACCCUUGCUCUUCGACCAAUGCAUCCGAGUCGGCUGAUAGUGUGAUGCAAGGCCGCCGUGGGAUGUUGGUCUCCCUGGCUACAAACACCAUGAUCGAUUUUGGGUUUGUUGUUGCGGCCAUUGUCCCCUUGAUCCUCGCUACUGCAGGAUGCAGUUACGAGGUCAUCUGGAGGGUGUCGUUUGGGUUCGGUGUCCUCCCUCCCCUUUCGGUCCUUUACUUCCGUCUGAGGAUGACCAACUCGAAGAUUUUCCAGCGCAACAACCUAAAGAGAAACGUGCCCUACGUCCUCAUCAUCCGCCGCUACUGGAAGUACCUCCUCGGCACCGCGGGAUCGUGGUUCAUUUACGACUUUAUUGCCUACCCCUUUGGCAUCUUCUCGGGCACCAUCCUCGACACCGCCAUCGGAACCAACGGAACCUUUGUUCAGACUGCCGAAUGGAUGUGUCUCCUCAACGUUUUCUACUUGCCUGGAUGUAUUGCGGGCGCCUUCUCGGCUGAUCGAAUCGGGCGCAAGAUGACGAUGACUUUGGGAUUCCUCCUCCAGGGCGUACUCGGGAUCUUGAUGGGCAUCUUUUAUAAGGAUCUCUUGGGUAUCUUCCCCCUGUUUGUGGUCUUGUACGGUGUCUUCUUGGGUCUUGGAGAGUACGGGCCUGGAGAUAUGGUCAUCUUGACUUCUGCAGAGAUCUAUCCUACCGCUAUCCGUGGAACUGCUUACGGCUGGUCGGCUGCUAUCGGGAAACUUGGUGCCAUCUGCGGAACCUCUGCCUUCAAGCCUGCGAUUGCCUCCCUGGGACAUGGUGAUGUGAUCUUGGGUCAGAGUCGCGUUUUUAUCCUAGGAUCAGGGCUGUCGUUGGUCGGGGCCAUCUUUGCGUGGUUGCUUAUCCCAGACUACACCAAGCAGGAUCUGAGCUAUGAGGAUGAGGCGUUCAAGAAGUACCUUGAAGACAAUGGAUAUGAUGUCUCGUACCUCGGCGAUGCAUCGACCACUGUCAGUCAUGAGUCCUUGCAGGAGCAAGGCGUCGUCGCCACCAUUGGUGGAACCGAGAAGCAAGAACUCGAGUCGGAUAUUGAUACCACCCGCCUUUAA
Molecule: messenger RNA, 1530 nt
Organism: Linnemannia hyalina
Lineage: Eukaryota; Fungi; Mortierellomycota; Mortierellomycetes; Mortierellales; Mortierellaceae
Source: the annotation of a GenBank genome assembly